Messenger RNA from Ceraceosorus bombacis, 1701 nucleotides. NCBI's taxonomy places the organism in Eukaryota, Fungi, Basidiomycota, Exobasidiomycetes, Ceraceosorales, Ceraceosoraceae. The record is from the annotation of a GenBank genome assembly.
AUGCUUGGCCAAGCCUUGUUCGCUGUGUGCCUCCUCUUUGGCACAGCCCAGAGUGCACCCACACUCAGAACAAAAGACAAUCAGCCGAAUGGCAAUGUCCAACGUGGGUGGGGUGAGGUCAAACACAGCGCAGACACGCUGCUCUUCAGAAAUCUGCGACGUGCUCUCGCAGAGGAGCAUCGCACGAGCACGCCGUCGGUGAACACGUCAAGACACCAGCCUUACAAGCUCGACUGGCUCCCUCACAUUAAGCGCCGCGACGGUGCUGAGGAAGAAAUUGAACGUCUUGCCGCAACGUCUAGCGCGGAAAAGGUGGAAAGGAAGCGAGCUGGUUCCACGAUUGGAGCCACGGCUGUAGGGGCGCUGAGAAAGGUCCACAACGCUCCGCACGACAUGAUGCAGUAUUCGGCAAAGAUGACGCGAAACAGCGCCAAAGGUCUGGCGGGCGGCCUCAAGAACUAUCCUUUCGUCAUGACUGCCACCUUCUUGCCCUUCGGCAUAUUCUUGGGAUGCGGCUACUUCCAUUGCGAUUUCAAGCACGGCAAACCCGAUCCUACCCUGUCCCCGCUGCCGGUUCCACCUCCGACUCCGGCUCAGGUCAAGCACCUACCGCACGCUCGCAGAAGUGAGCUUUCGACUGCCGUGAUUGGCGAUAUUGUGCGACGAUCAGGAGAAGCGGGUCCCAGCAACGGCAAUGUCGCUCACAACCUGCCAAAAGCCGAUGUCACAAGGACUGCAAAAGCUGUCAAAGCGGGCAAGUCGGCAGUUCGACCCUUUGUCACUGUCGCAAAAGCCAUACAUGCCUACUGGAAGGAGCAUCCCAUCUUUGGGACCGCUGCACCUAUUGCGGCAACCUUCCUUGUGGCCUGCGAGCUCGCCGGCUGCGACCUGAAGCAUACCGAUACACCGCCUAGAAAGCAGAACCACACUGAGCAUCACGCUAAGCGAGACACGGAAGGCCGCACAGCUGCUCUUUAUGACCGUACAGACAGUGAUGGCACUCCACCUUAUACGCUUUUUGGGAGAGACGUCGAUGUACCGCUAGGCCAACGACACUUUUUGUCCACAGUCCCUGGGCGUUAUGAAUCGCUGGAGCAGGCCUUGCAACGUACAUCGAUUGCAAGACGUCAGACUACUGAAAGCUACUGGAAGCGCAGCGAGCUACACCGCAGGACCAGCGACCACACACCAUCGAGUCCGCCGCCAGCUUCCUCGCAUGGUGAUGUAGCAGCAGCAGCAUCCCGUGCCCGUGCCACUUUACAUGGCCUAAUUUCGCCCCAACGAUUCGAGAACCUGCCGAUGGAGGCGUCCACACGCUCAACGUCCUUGAGCAAUACUGGCGCUGUACGAAGCUUCCAUCUGGAUCACCAAAGUGCGGGGCAUCAUCCAACAGCGGCGCCUGGUCAUACGACGCACUCACAUCCGACUGCCACGCCAGAGCUUUUGGAAGCGCAAGGAGCUAGGCAGGCUGCUGCAGAUGAACCACCGGGCAGCCCAAGAAGCUGGAGAGGCCGAUUGGUGCGUCUCAAGAACCGAACAGUCAAUCCAGCGCUCCGCUUCUACGACCGUCACCCCAAGGCGACCAAGCUAGGCGCUGGGCUGACGGUCGGUGGUCUGUUCGGCUGCGUCUUGUUCUGCCCCGAGAUUGGCCUGGUAAAGACUGAGUUUGAUCUGGCUUUCAGGCACACGGACAAGGAUUGA